AUGCCAUCGUCGAUCUCCUCUAAAUCCUCCAACGAGGUCAAGGCGGGGAAGGUGCCCGUCACCAGCGCCAACGAGAAUGGCGCUCGCGUCAGCCACCAGCCCGCCGAGCUGAUUAGCGAAGACGAUGCUAUGCUCGCUUCGCGUAUGGGCCACAAGUCCGAGUUUGCGCGAGAGUUCAAGAGCUUCUCCACCAUCUCGUACGCGUUUGCCAUCAUGGGUCUCGUCUCGUCCGUGGCCACCACGUUCAACAGCCCCUUUACCCUCGGUGGUCCCGCCUCCACCGUGUGGACCUGGGCCAUUGGUUCGUGCUUCAACAUGACGCUCGGCCUUGCAAUCGCUGAGCUCGUCUCUGCCUACCCUUCCGCCGGUGGUCUCUACUCGGCUUCCGGUCUGCUGGUUCCUCGCAACCAGCGUGCGUUCGUCGCUUGGCUUACUGGAUGGCUCAACUUUACUGGCCAGAUCGCGGGUAUCGCCGGUACCGAAUACGGUCUCUCGCAGAUGAUCUUUGCGUGGGCCUACGUCAUCACGAAUGGACGCUACGUUGCUACCACGGGCGCCACCGUCGGUCUUUACAUCGGUCUGCUUGCGCUGCACGGUCUUAUCAACUGCUUCGGUAUCAAGACACUGGCGCGCCUCACGUCGUCGUAUGUGAUUGUCAACCUGGGUAUCACCAUGAUCAUUAUCAUUGUCGUGCUCGCCAAGACGCCUCUGGACCAGAUGCACUCGGCGUCGUACACCUUCACGGAUGUGGCCAACAGCAGUGGCUGGAGCAGCAGCGGUCUAGCCUUCUUCUUUGGUCUGUACUGCGUCCAAUUUGUCAUGACUGACUACGAUGCGACCGCGCAUAUUUCGGAAGAGGUCUCGCGAGCUGCCAUCGCCGCUCCCGUCGCCAUUGUUGUGGCUGUUGCCGGCACCGGUGCGAUCGGAUGGGUGCUCAACAUUGUCAUGGUGCUCGUCAGCGGCGAUGUUGCGUCGCAGGACCCUCUGACGUGGCCCGGUGGACUCGCUUUUGCGCAGAUUCUGUACCUGCGUGCGGGCAAGGUCGGAUUCCUGGUCAUCUGGCCCUUCGUCUGCUCGGUUGCCUUUUUUGUGGUCACCACUGCGCUGCAGGCCAACGCCCGAUCGUUCUACGCCUUCUCGCGAGACAACGCUCUCCCCGACCGUGGCUACUUUGCCAGGGUGGACAAGCGUACAGGAACCACCGUCAACGCUGUGUGGCUCGUCGUCAUUCCUUGCAUGGCUCUCGGCUGCCUCGCUUUCGCCUCCUACACCGCUGUCACCGCCAUCUUCGCGCUCGCCGCCCUCGGCAUGGACAGCAGCUACCUCGUGCCCAUCGUGGCUCGUUGGAUCUACUGGGACCACCCGGAUGUCCAGUACAAGCCCGGCCCGUUUUCGCUGGGCCGCGGCAUGCUCGGCAAGACGGUCAACGGCAUUGCCAUCCUGUGGACCAUGUUCGAGUGCACCAUCCUGGCCAUCCCCACCAUGCAGCCGAUCACGCAGUUCAACUUCAACUACUCGUGGGUCAUCAUGAUUGGUGUUCUGCUGAUCGCUACGGUGUGGUUUGUGUUGUAUGCGCACAAGCACUAUCAGGGCCCGCGCAGCACGCUCUCACCCGAGCAGAAGGAGAAGCUGGGUGUCGUCUCGCGUGACGAGGAGGGCUUCCACCACUAA
Sporisorium graminicola is the source of this 1671-nucleotide messenger RNA. RefSeq lists its product as uncharacterized. The record is from RefSeq and is a predicted model, not a curated record. The transcript has a single exon. NCBI's taxonomy places the organism in Eukaryota, Fungi, Basidiomycota, Ustilaginomycetes, Ustilaginales, Ustilaginaceae. The coding region runs from base 1 to 1671 and encodes 556 amino acids. Gene Ontology annotation, molecular function: transmembrane transporter activity. Gene Ontology annotation, cellular component: membrane. Gene Ontology annotation, biological process: amino acid transport; transmembrane transport.